AUGUGCCUGUAUCACGACGAGAAUCCGGGAACAAAACAAGCGGAUAUCGGUGCCAAAUUCGGCGUGGAGAGAAGCACGGUUUCAAAGGUGCUACGCAACCGGGACCAAUAUCUCAAACGAGAGCAAGACCCUGAUUUUGCCGUGAAACGCGCGAAAGGCAAGCAUCCAGACUUUGACAGGACGCUUGGCAACUACGUACGUCGACAGCAGCAGCGAGGCUUUGACAUCAAAGACGACGAAAUCAUGGAGCAAGCAAAGCUAUUUGCUCAUGCGAGCGGGAAUCAGGAUAGUCUCUUGGGUACCCUGACGAGCAGCUGGCUCCAGAAGUUCAAGCAGAAACACGGCAUCGGCUCGGGACGCUUGAUGCGGCGAGCGUCCGAGACAAACAUUCCGGACAGCGCGAGACUUUCAACGAAGCUUACUACCCUCAACAAGGGGGCGAAACCGAGCAGCCAUGCGCCCGAGUCGCCGCCCCAACCCCUCUCCCCUCUGUCAGGGAGUCGCAGCGAUGACGACUUACACAGGGACACCCUCGAGUUCGAAUUCACGUACCGAGCGCACGGAUCGCAGUCAAACACUUCACUCUCGAGCGACGUCCGAGACCAUGUGGCCGCGUUCUCAGCCGGUACCAUUAGCCCUGCGGCUUCCUUCAACUUCUCCCCUGACCCAAAUGUUGGUGCUUUUACGGUUGAUCAUGCCAUGCCACUGCACGCUAGCGACGUCCCCGAUUUCCAUCAUCGAGAAAAGCGAAGUAACACUUUCCCCUCCAUCGAUGUCAACUUUGUGAAUCAUGAGGCGGCGCCAGUCACCGAGGCAGCAACAGAGCCAAUGACUCCUCGACAUCUUCCAGCCACGUCUGCGUCGUCUUCCGCAGUCCAGUCCCCAGCUACAGACGCACGGAAGCAGCCAUUUGCCAUAGACACCGCCCUAACCUCUCCGCCGCCGCCGCUACGCCGGACGAGCAGUAACUCGAGUAUCGCUGGCCGGUCAUCUGGCACACCAAUGGCAGCUAGUGCUAUGUCAAGCGCCUCGAUUGAUUCAUCGCCCGUCUCACCAACGCACGAAGAGGCCAGGAAGGCAGCAAAUACGCUGCUUAACUACCUGCAGAGGAUGAACACCUCAGGGCAGUUUGAUCAAAGCGAGUACCUUGCAUUGAUACAUCUUACCAAAAAACUCCACGUCGGUCAGAAUCAGGGCUCCCGACCGUCGAUCGGCGGGCUGUCAAGGAUACCUGAAGGAGACCAUGAGAUGCAAGCACCUUCCGACACGGCGAUGGAGGUUCGAUGA
Purpureocillium takamizusanense is the source of this 1287-nucleotide messenger RNA. RefSeq lists its product as uncharacterized. Gene Ontology annotation, cellular component: nucleus. The coding region runs from base 1 to 1287 and encodes 428 amino acids. The transcript has 2 exons. NCBI's taxonomy places the organism in Eukaryota, Fungi, Ascomycota, Sordariomycetes, Hypocreales, Ophiocordycipitaceae. The record is from RefSeq and is a predicted model, not a curated record. Gene Ontology annotation, molecular function: DNA binding.